This is a messenger RNA of Megalopta genalis, 1372 nucleotides long. Its product is annotated as serine/threonine/tyrosine-interacting protein. The record is from RefSeq and is a predicted model, not a curated record. Gene Ontology annotation, molecular function: F-box domain binding. NCBI's taxonomy places the organism in Eukaryota, Metazoa, Arthropoda, Insecta, Hymenoptera, Halictidae. Gene Ontology annotation, biological process: protein dephosphorylation; negative regulation of SCF-dependent proteasomal ubiquitin-dependent catabolic process; negative regulation of protein binding. Gene Ontology annotation, cellular component: nucleoplasm; cytoplasm.
GUAAGUUUAAUAUUUUGCAAAUGGCCGCUUUAUCAGAAAACAAUGUACAUAUUCUGAUCGCGGCAAAAAUAGUAUCGUGUUCUCCCUUCUGUUGUAUAAAUUUGACUGUUUCGUACAUACAGGUGUGAAAAAUUAGUGGUAUGCUGUCACUAGACAGUAAUGAUACUCAUCAGGAUGAGGAAACAACUAGUGAAAAUGAAUCAGAUGAUUAUCCGAGAAUACCGAUCCACAUGGACGAACCAAAAGAAUGGACUUAUACAAUGAGAAGGCACAUGCAGGAGGUGGUACCGAGAUUAUACCUUGGUCCAUACAGUGCUGCUAGUCGUUCAAAAUUGCAAUCUUUAUUAGAACAUGGUAUAACUCAUAUAGUGUGUGUUAGACAAGAUAUAGAAGCAAAUUUUAUAAAACCCAACUUUCCUGACAAAUUUAAGUAUCUUGUUCUAAAUAUUGCUGAUACAGCAACAGAAAAUAUUAUUCAACAUUUUCAAAAAGUUAAAACAUUUAUAGAUGAAGGUUUAAGCUCUGGGGGUCAAGUCUUAGUACACGGUAAUGCUGGGAUAUCAAGGUCUGCUGCAUUGGUUUUAGCAUAUGUUAUGGAAACAUAUGGACUAUCGCAGACACGGGCAUAUGCAAUGGUACAACAAAGGAGGUUUUGUAUAAAUCCUAAUGAAGGUUUCAUGACACAAUUAAAAGAAUACGAACCUAUAUAUCAAGCACAAAAAACGUUAAGAAAUGGGCAGCAAAGUUCAGUGAAACAACGAAGUAAACGAACUAUACAUCAAAUGGAUACUGAACGAGCAGAAGAUAGAUGCGACGAAAUGGAUAGUUGAUAUUAAUUGUAAAAAUGUUAAAAUUACUAAAAGACUUAUCUUAAACUAGAUGAAAAUCAAUAGACUCGACGAGGCAAGGCAUGCUGUAUGUCAUCUGGUUUGAAAAGUACCUAAACAUGGAGGUAUAUUGUAAAAUCAAAUUGCUUAUUACAAUACAAUUGUAUUUAGUUAAAGUAAUUGUUUAUUUAGACAACCAAGAUGUUACUAGCUCUGAGCGCUUUAACUAUAGGUUUUACGAUUAAUAUGAUUAAUAAACAAAAGUAAACAAUUUUUAAGACACAUAUUGUCGUAAAUAAUAGUUAUAAUUUUUAUUUAUUCAGCAUACAAGCUGCAUACAAGUUUUACUCGCUUAGAAAAGAAAUGCAAUUAAUAUUGUUAAGCUCCUUAUUUAUUUUAUUCACUACAAUAAACAUUGUACAAAAUUUUUGUAUAUCAUGUACAUUGAAACAAUGCAGCUUAAGAAACAUGGAGAACAACAUUUUUUAUUACUAAGUUUUGUAUUUAUUUCAUACAACUUUUGUAAAAUACACAAUUUUCUCAAA